AUGCCCUUGUAUAUCCGCUUUGUUGCAGUAUUCAUUGUCAUAUUUCACUUGAUCUUUUUGGUAGAAAGCAGUGAAUCGAUUCUCAUUGAAUUUUGUAAUACUUUACUGUCUCUCUGUGAUAUGUCUGGUGCCCUUCCACUGACAAUCAAUAGCUUGAAGCAUAAAACAGGAUUUAACAUGGCAACAGACGGAAUGACAGUAUACAUUGCAUGCUCACAAUGUCAUUCGAUUUAUCCUUUGGAAACAAGUCAAAGAGUCUAUACAUUUAAGAAAUUCUCUCAAUCUGCCAUUUGCAACAACAAUCUCUUUAAAGUGUCAACUGGAAAUUAUUCUCUUCCAGCAAUGAUAUAUCCAUUCAACUCUGAAGUACGCCUUGCAACAAAAAUUCUCCAAGCCAGAUUUCAUGUCCAAGAUCAAUUUCGAAUGAUUCAGAUAUGGCGCGAGUGUAACUACAUCAUUGAAAAGAAUCAGUUAACUAUGCAAGAGCUUGCCAAUGGUAUUGUUGUACCUUGUGGAUAUGCGCGUAUAACAAAGAAGAUUGCCGAUGGGUUUUCGUUCAUGAAAGCUGACGAGUGGAAGUCGUGGUGCGUCAUAUACUCUCCAUUUGUUCUGAAGCAUGUGCUCCCAGCCAAGAAUCUCGAAAACUGGAUUUUGUUUGUUGACGCAUGCCGCUUACUCACAAAACCUUCGAUCAAUGACAAAGAAAUAGACGAAGCCCACAGUAAACUCCAAUUGUUUUGUACAAGAUUCCAGACACUGUAUGGAAAAUCGGCCGUGACACCGAAUAUGCAUCUACAUCUUCAUCUUGGCGAGUGUGUUCAUGACUUUGGGCCAAUUUAUGCUUUCUGGUUAUUCAGUUUCAAGAGAUACAAUGGUUUGUUGAAGAAUAUUGAAACAAAUCAAAAAGGCGGCUUCGAAUCAACAAUGAUGAAGAGAUUUUUGGAGAGAACAUACAUUGGCAGCUUCAUACAAUCUUUCGUCAACCAUCUCCCCCAGUUCGCAAUUGACUUUCUGCAUCGCAUUUCAAAUAGUCAAGAUCAAUUAGCAGCAUUGCAUCCAUCUUCUACUGCCAGUACCUUUUCUCUGUCUGACUUUGUUGAAUAUUCGUUAAACCCUUGUCAUUCUGCUUUGGGUUGUGAGCUGUUGCCCCCUUCAGUGUUUCCGAUUAAACUCGACCAAAGGAUUACAAUGUGCAAGGGACAUUAUGAAUGUUUAUUGGAGUUUUACAGACACGCGUAUGGCAGUCACGAUCUUUUUGGCCAUUAUUCAAACUGCGAGUCUAACCAGAUUUUUGUCAAUAACCGAAUUGAGAAAAUGAAACGGAUAUCUCUUCUUGGACAGGAAUACUCUUCUGGAUCUUAUUUCCGCACCUAUUAUCUUGAGAAUAACAGUGAAGAUAAAGCAGCGUUUCCUGGCCGUAUACUGUAUUUAUUUCAACAUUUGAUAACCAUCAACGAAACUGUCAUCACCCAUACUUUUGCAUUUGUUGAGUGGUACUCUAGUUAUUCUUUGGGGAGUUACCAGCCAAUGUUAAAUGAAGGCAUUGAGCUCUGGAAUGAACCUUCUUCUGUACUUAAUUAUGAAUGUAUUAUUCCAGUACAUCGUUUAUAUUCACCAAUCGCAAUUGCUAAAUAUAGGUUUACUAUAACUAGUGAAUUUAAACGUUUAGUAACCCCUUUACCCCAAAAAAUAGAAGCUUAA
Messenger RNA from Phycomyces blakesleeanus NRRL 1555(-), 1701 nucleotides. RefSeq lists its product as hypothetical. The coding region runs from base 1 to 1701 and encodes 566 amino acids. The transcript has 2 exons. The record is from RefSeq and is a predicted model, not a curated record. NCBI's taxonomy places the organism in Eukaryota, Fungi, Mucoromycota, Mucoromycetes, Mucorales, Phycomycetaceae.